Carlito syrichta (Philippine tarsier) is the source of this 1196-nucleotide messenger RNA. It is a transcript of the gene CCDC121, whose product is annotated as coiled-coil domain containing 121. Bases 128 to 1036 code for a protein of 302 amino acids. Lineage: Eukaryota; Metazoa; Chordata; Mammalia; Primates; Tarsiidae. The transcript is spliced from 2 exons. The record is from RefSeq and is a predicted model, not a curated record.
CGCCCCCGGCGAGCUCCGUGUCGGGGACGAGCGCCGGGACACCGGGGACAGCAGGUUUGCUGAGAACCACAGUAGUUGCCCUCCAUCUCUUAGGCUGAUUAAUAACUUUUUCAAGCCAGGAAAGCUAAUGAAGGCCAAGACAAGGUUUAAAGAAAAGACAGUGGAGGAACUCAGUAAGCUGAACAGGCAAAUAAAACAAGUUCAAAUCCAGCAGGAGCCACUAUUAGAGGAAUACAGGCAGCUACGUGUGGAAAAGUCAGCUGUUCAAGCUGAAAACAAAUUUUUUCUAGAAUACCUGAAUAACAAAACUGAGGAGUGCAGAAAGCAACCUGAGAAGCUGUGGAACAACUAUUUACAAAAAAGUGGGGAGAUUGAACGAAGACGACAAGAAUCAGCCUCCAUAUUUGCAAAACAAACUUCAAUGCUUAGAACAGAGCUCUUGCAAAAGGAAAAGAUCCAAUUCAAUUUGAAGCACCAGUUGCAGGCAGUGAGGGACAUUUCUUUAAUAAAGGAGAAACAGGAGAUGGAAAUACAGACAUUACAGGAGGAGAAAAAAAAAGUCCAAGCUGAGACAGCUGCCAAAAAACAGAAAAUACAGGUCCAUUUUCUCGAGGAAAAAGCAUUACUGGAGAAACAGCUGAGUGAGCCAGACAUGAAGCAGCUGGGAAAGAGAGAAAGAAGAGAGCUUAAUAGGAAGGCCCAGGCCUUGGAGUUGGCAGCAAAGCAGUUUAUUUCUGAGUUCUCCCGUGGCAUCAACAGAGAGAACCAGCAGUUACGGCAGGAAUUACUGCAGCUAAUGCAGCAAUCCCAGAAGUUAGCAGCUACUCAAAGCCACUUAAGAAAUUGUAAGGAUCAUCUGCAGCAGGAACAGUGGUAUCUGGAGGGCUUAAUCCGGGGGAGGCGGAAAUGGCAAGGAAGGCUUAGCUGGUGGUAUCUAGGCAGCCAAGAUGUUGCCCAGACCACACUCGGCCCUGCCCUGGGCUCCAAAUCAAGCAUCAGUCCAGAUGCUAGGUUCCUCAAACAGCACAUUAAAUAAGAACUGGUGCAAGUACCCUUUGGGAACUGCAUUCGCAUGGUUAGGAAGGCUUUUGGAUCUUAAGACUGCUAUCAUAAAGUAUCCAUCGUGAUGUGCUGAUCUGAAGGAUAAGGGCAGUCCUGGCUUUGAACAGCUCUUGAUAACAAGAUGUUCCACAAAA